CAACAAAUCACUAAGCUGGGCCUGACAAUGGAUCAUCAGACAGGUGUCACCAGAAACCAAAGUGGACCUCAAGAAUCUGCCAAUCUGGUUUACAUUGAGAGAGUAGAGGAGAAUCUGAAGCAGAACGGAGUGGUACGUAGACAGUUUCCUGUAAAGCUGGCCUUUGCAUGCACAGUACAUAAAACCCAGGGCCUCACAACAAAUGCAGCUGUGGUGUCGCUCAAAAAAAUCUUUGAACCGGGGAUGGCAUAUGUAGCUCUCAGCAGGGUGACGUCUCUCAGUGGUUUAUAUCUACAGGAUUUGGAUGAAAAGAAAAUCUUUGCCAAUCCUGAAGUCACUGCAGCACUUCAGACCAUGAGACAAGCCAGUAUGGAUCACAUGAUGCCUCUUCUUCAGGUUGGGGAAGUAGUAAACAGGCCUGACACCGUGACACUUGUUCAUCACAACACAGAGGGGCUGCCAUCUCAUAUCGAUGACAUCCAGAAACACCAUGAACUGUGCCUGGCAGACGUGUUAUGUUUGACUGAAACUCAUUUGAAAGGUUCUUUUGUUGCAGACAAUCUUCAUCUGGACGGCUUCAACAUGUUCAAACGCAACAGACAUACAUCCUAUACCAACUUUCCACAGAUGGGCAGCAAAGGUGGUGGUGGAGUUGCUGUGUAUGUGAGAAACCACAUUCAGGUGUGUGAAAGAAAGUACUUCCACAAUGUGACUGAUCUGGAGUUUGUGGCUUUGAGGGUUGAGGCUCCAUUCAGGGCAGUGAUUGUAGCUGUGUACAGACCUCCUGAUUACAAUCUGAGACCCUUCCUGGAAAAUCUGGUGAGUCUUUUAGAUGCACUGGACGUGUUAAACUGUCAUCCUAUCAUUGUAUGUGGAGAUUUCAAUGAAAAUCAGAUCCUUAGGUCAUCAAAGCCAAUUCUGGAGCUGUUUCUGUCACGGGGAUAUGUACAGCUGAUCACUUCUCCCACCACAGACAAGAACACACUACUUGAUGUCAUUUUCAUUUCUCAGCCACAGCGAUGUCUUCAUUCGGGUGUCAUGAGAACCUACUACAGCUACCACAACCCAGUGUUUUGUGUUCUAUCUACCACUGAAACAUGAAGAAGAUGGUGAGUCUAAAAAUGUAUGAACAAUCUAAGAAAUUUUUAUUUAAAAUGUUUUAAAGAAGUGUUUUAUCCUGAAAUAUAAUUAACUGUAAUAUGCUUUCAAAUUGUAUCUUUAUGCAGAGAAUAAUGAAAAGUAUGACAGGGUUACUGUUGACUAAGUUUAUGGCGGACAGCCAAGGUCUAUGACUUUGUUUUAUUUUUUUAAUAUUUAACUAAAGAUAGAAAACACUGUGAGAAUAAUAUGGAGUAUAAAUGUCAUUGAAGAAACAGUUUAGUUGUUACAAUAUUUAAUUAAAUUUGGGUUUUUCAGAAUAUCGAUUUAACCAGAUAUUGUAAAUAAUAAGACAUUGAGAUUUAAUGACAAUUUUGGUAGAUGUUUAGAUUUUUCCAGAUAUUGAAGUUUUGCCCAUGAAAACAUAUAGUGAUAACAAAUAAAGUCAUAUUUUAAUAUCCCACAUUAUGGCCUGUGCAUUUAUCUGGGUGGGUUGGGUCAGGGUUGAUAAAUGCACAGGCCAUGGGUCUCUUAGCAGUUCUUUAAAAGCUACUUUAUUUAGCAGGACUCGGAAAAACAUCUGAUAGCCUGAGUUCUGUGUUUCACACAGAGCAGAGGCUUUCCGAUAUCCCAAGACAUACCAGCUGAUAUCCCACUGAUUUGGGGGACAAGUAGGUUGGGGGUGGGGUGGGUGGUCAAAGAUCUAUAACUGUACUAUAACUGUUUAGAUGUUUAGAUGCGUUUCCUUCAGAUAGGAUGCAUGUUCUCCUGUAUCCUCCAUCCCAACAUCCCCCUCCACAACUCUACACUUCAACAUCAUCUCCAUGAACAGCACGGACCACAACAGUAUGGAGGAAUCUCCCACUUCCUGCCAUCCCAGACUUUCUUAAAAAUAGAAGAUAAAAGAUUUCCUUUUAGUCCUGAACCCACCACCUAACUUUGAAAAAAGCCUUAUAAGCCGGUUGUCACAUGGAGCUGACUACUGUUGGAUCACACAGAGGCAUGUCAUCCUGCUGCCAAUGUGCGGGGUUCUUCUCUUCUCAUGACAAGGUCACAUCCUAUGUCAUAGUUCUGCCUUCCUCUUCUGUGAGUCCUUAAUGGUGACACCUUCUCAGCUAAAGAGGAACAUAUCAAUAUCUGCAUGUUAAACUUCACCCACAGAUGGUUGGUGCUGUGCGGCAAAGUUGAAGGACCAAGUCUCACUUCCUCUCUGCAUGCCAAGAUCUUCGAUCUCCAGCUGAGAUAAACUGCUGCAUAGUUUUUGGCGGGUGAUCAGAUGUUGCUCUUGACAAGUAGCAGCCAUGUUUGUCCAUCUGACUUCCUGUCCUGUGUGCAGCAGCAGGCCAUCAUACUGGGCAUCUGGAAUAAAAAUACUCCUGCUUUUCUCCGGCUGUUCUGCAACAGCAAAGGUCACAAGGUGGGA
Molecule: messenger RNA, 2521 nt
Organism: Fundulus heteroclitus (mummichog)
Lineage: Eukaryota; Metazoa; Chordata; Actinopteri; Cyprinodontiformes; Fundulidae
Exons: 3
Coding region: 28-1101 (357 amino acids)
Molecular function (GO): catalytic activity
Source: RefSeq, a predicted model, not a curated record